GCGGAAGUUGCUAGCAGGCGAUAUUUAGCUGACGCAACGCCGGGAAUGGGCUGGUCGGCCUCUUCUGCGGCGCCGCAAGCUGGCUGGUUUGUACAUUCCUUCUGAAGGGUAAGAUAUUAGAGGGUCACAAUACUUACCAGCUGGAGGAUGUUUGCAGUGAAUAAUGGGAAAGUAUUCAGUGUACAUCUUAAUACCAUGUGCUACUGUAAAAUAAAGGCAAUUUUAAAAAGAUCAAAGACUCGGGUGCCUCUUCGAAGAAACUACAGCUCCCCAGCAGGUGUAAUAGGAAAUGAUGUCAAAUCCCUUCACUCCAUCAUUAGCCCUCCCGUGGCGAAAAUCCGUAAUAUUGGAAUUAUGGCUCAUAUUGAUGCAGGCAAAACUACCACCACAGAACGAAUUCUGUACUAUUCUGGAUACACAAGAUCAUUGGGAGAUGUCGAUGAUGGAGACACGGUGACGGAUUUCAUGGCUCAAGAGCGAGAAAGAGGCAUUACCAUCCAGUCGGCAGCUGUGACAUUUGACUGGAAAGGGUAUAGAGUCAAUUUGGUUGACACACCAGGUCAUGUGGACUUUACCUUGGAGGUUGAACGCUGCUUGAGAGUGUUGGAUGGUGCAGUGGCCGUGUUUGAUGCCUCCGCUGGUGUGGAGGCCCAGACUCUCACCGUGUGGAAGCAAGCUGACAGACAUAAGAUCCCCCGGAUCUGCUUUUUAAACAAGAUGGACAAAACCGGAGCCAGUUUUAACUAUGCCGUUGAAAGCAUCAGGGAGAAGCUAAAGGCAAAGCCUCUUAUUCUACAGCUGCCAAUUGGUGAAGCCAGAACUUUCCAAGGAGUGGUGGAUGUAGUAAACAAAGAAAAACUUCUCUGGAAUUCCAACUCUGGUGAUGGAAAAGACUUUGAGAGAAAACCCCUCUUGGAAACAAGUGAUCCGGAAUUGCUGAAGGAGACUAUUGAAGCAAGGAACUCCUUAAUUGAACAAGUUGCGGAUUUGGAUGAUGAAUUUGCUGACUUGGUUUUAGAAGAAUUUAGUGACAAUUUUGAUUUGGUACCAGCUGAAAAGCUACAGACCGCGAUACACAGAGUGACGCUGGCUCGGGCCGCAGUGCCUGUGCUGUGUGGGAGCGCCUUGAAGAACAAGGGUGUGCAGCCCUUGCUGGAUGCCAUCACUAUGUACUUGCCGUCACCUGAGGAGCGUGAGCAUGGCUUUCUGCAGUGGUAUAAGGGUGACUUGUGUGCACUGGCGUUUAAAGUGCUGCACGACAAGCAGCGAGGACCCCUGGUUUUCCUGCGCGUUUAUUCGGGCACACUGAAGCCCCAGUUGGCCAUCCAUAACAUCAACAGAAACUGCACGGAGAGAAUGAGUCGUCUGCUUUUGCCAUUUGCUGACCAGCAUGUAGAGAUCCCUUCCUUGACUGCUGGUAACAUUGCUUUGACAGUUGGUCUUAAACAAACUGUCACAGGAGACACCAUAGUCUCUUCCAAGUCCAGCGCCUUAGCUGCAGCCCGUCGAGCGGGAAGGGAAGAAAAGAAGCACGGGAAAAACAGUGAAGCAGAGAGUCUGCUGUUGGCGGGGGUGGAGAUCCCAGAACCUGUUUUCUUCUGCACCAUAGAACCCCCAUCAGUGGCCAAGCAACCAGAUUUGGAUCAUGCGUUGGACCGCCUUCAGCGUGAAGAUCCCAGUUUAAAAGUGAGGAUUGAUCCUGACUCUGGACAAACAGUCCUUUGUGGUAUGGGGGAGUUACAUAUUGAGAUUAUUCAUGACCGAAUCAAAAGGGAAUAUGGCCUAGAGACCUAUCUAGGGCCUCUGCAGGUGGCAUACCGGGAAACCAUCUUAAACUCAGCUCGUGCCACAGAUACCCUAGACAGGACUUUAGGUGACAAGCGGCAUUUUGUGAGGGCAGAACUGGAAGCCCGGCCAGGGGAAGCACCGUCCAGCAGGGCUGUGAUUGAGUAUGCGGACUGUGUCGGUGAAGACCUAGUGCAGGCCUCCCGAGAGGCCAUUGAAAAUGCCGUCCACAGUGCAUGCCUCCAGGGACCUUUGCUUGGAUCCCCAGUUCAAGAUGUGGCAAUAACAUUACACUCGUUGACGAUUCACCCCGGCACCUCCACAACUAUGGUUAAUGCCUGUGUCUCAAGAUGUGUCCAAAAGGCCCUGAAGAAAGCUGAGAAGCAGGUGCUGGAGCCCCUGAUGAGUCUUGAGGUCACAGUGACUGGAGAUUACCUCAGCCCCGUCCUGGCAGACUUGGCCCAAAGAAGAGGGAAUGUUCAAGAAAUUCAAACUCGCCAGGACAGCAAAGUUGUUAUAGGGUUUGUUCCUUUAGCAGAAAUGAUGGGAUAUUCAACUGUGCUUCGAACGCUGACUUCAGGCUCAGCUACUUUUGCCUUAGAAUUCUCUACUUAUCAAGCCAUGAGUCCUCAAGACCAAACUACUCUGCUCAACCAGAGAAGUGGGUUGGCCCAAGUGCUUUAGGUCCUUGGAAACACGGGGAAAUGCCCAGAAAAACAUGUACCUGCUUCGUUCUCAGUAAGAGUGAUGUUUUAUUCAUUGGCUGGUAAAUUACUGCUUUGGUAUAUAAAAUGAACUUGACGAAAGAUGUAGAUACUGGUGUUGGAGCUGCCAUCUAAUUCUGUGUGGAACGUGCUUUGCUAUAAUGUACCUCCACUCUGUGCCCUGGGUGGAUCCCUUCCCUCUCUGUUACUGUGGCAAAUAACCUGUCCAGGGCAGCUUAUAAAAGGGUUUGGUUUUGGCUGAAGGUUCUGAAGGAGAGUCCAUAAUUGCAGGGACAGCAAGGCAGCAGGAAGCUGAGAAAGCCCACCUUUAAUCUCAAGCAUGGCAGAGUGCAAACCAAAAUUAGGGCCUGGCUGUGAGCUCUCUAGUCCAACCAGUAAUGGACUUCCUCAAGCAAGGCUGUAUUUCCUGGACCUCCCCAAAUAGCACCCACUGGGAAGCACAUGUCCGAAGGCCUGGGCCUAUGAGGAACACUGCUCAUUUAAAAAUUUUCUUUUUACAUUCUUUUCUUGGAGUGUUUUGACUACAUACAUGUUUGUAUACCGUGUAUGUGCCUGAUACCCGUGAAGGUCAGAAGUAGAUGUUAACAUCCCUUGGAGCUGGAGCUAUGGAUGUUUAUGAAGCACCAUGUAGAUACAGGAGCUGAGCUCAGACUCAGAAUCUAAGAGUAGCGACUGCUCUUAAAUGCUGAGCUUCUCUGUGGCCCAGCGGUUCUCAGUUAAGCCUUCACAAUGAUGAAGGUGUUCAUGUCGCCCUCUGGAGUAUUUGAGUGAUAUCACAAAGCUUUUCCUUUCAUUUUUUUAAGCUGCUCAAAUAAAAGAUGCCAGUAUUCGGUGUGUGAUACAGAUAGAGAUUCAAUCAAUAAAAAGAUGGUUUAUUAAAAAACACCUAGCAAAUAUUAAUUUUACAUGAUUUCACAAUCAACAUGAUUAUAGCUCAGACUGCUGUAGACUUCUGUUCACAUUUCCAUUCUAUACUCAAGGCUACAAUGUCCAGUAAAGAGAGGCUGUGCAGCUAUUCCACGGCUGUUGACAGAUAACAAAGAGAUGGUUUAGACUGUGGCCCUCCCAUCUCAGAUCACUUCAGCAGAUCCCCACUUUGUGAUGAUUUGAUGGUUCUAAUUUAAGCUACUAACUCCUGUAAGAUGGCAGUUACACUACACAGAUCUUACAGGUGUUAAUUUCUCCCCCACAACAGUAAGUGCGUAACUUCUACCCAGUAAAUGACUACUUCCCAGGUGAUGUUUUUACUUACUGCUAACCAAAAAGCUGAAGGCAAGAGUUACACUGGAGGUUGGACUUUAAUAAGAUCUCAGGCUGGAAGGGCAUGCCUCUCACCUGACCAUCCUGCACCGGUGGACCACCAGUCUGUUGUAGGCAUCUUGUAGGUCAGUGACAGUUUGAGGACUCCAGAGCCUCUCACCAACAGCGCUUGCCCGAGGCCUGAAAUUUAAAAUGUGUCUCCAAGGUAGUCAUCUACUUAAGGAAAUUCUUCAGGGCUUUCCUACUAACACAGAGAAGAACCAAAGCAUCUCUUAAGUCAUUUGGCAUCCCUUUCAUUCCUUACCAUAAUCUUGGAAUGAGGUUAGUUGCAUCCACAAAUUCUCCCCACAGGCAAGCUUCUCCACCAAUGACUAGUUGUUUCUCCUUCUCAGAACCUGCAUUAAAGUGGUUGAAGGGAAAGAAGUUAAGCUGUACAACACUGGCUUCCUCUCUAUAGUCAUCCCAUGAUUCCUUCCUGUAGGCACCAGAACCUUUAUUCCCACCCUGGCUCAGUGCUAUUCAACAUGCAUAGAGGACUACGGUGAGCCAGGAGGAGAUACUUUCCAUAGGAGCCUGCACAAACUCGUCUGGACACCUCCUCCCAUUUCUGAUGAGUGGUGUGCCAAGAAAUACAAGUUGGAAUAUUAGCUUCAUUUUAAUGGACCAUGACCACUACUUACGUUUGGUUUAUAUUCCUUGGUAUUUAGUAAUGGAACAAAAAAGAAUAACUAAAAACUACUAUUUAGAAUGAUUACUUUUGAUCCUCAAAAUGUUUUCUAGAGAAAGUCGUAAUUUUUAGUGGAUCAAUAUUUCUGAGACUUUUAAUCAUAGCAUCAUUUUUCCAAGCUAAAGACUGAUCUACAAGAACUGUAUAAUUUAGAACUGCUAAUAAAGAAGCUGAAAACCCUGGACCACACAAUCUGAAGUCCAUAGAUGCAAAUGGUAACCUUACUUAGGUGUCUUAAAAGUUAACACACUUGCAGGGCGAUGGUGGUGCACGCCUUUAAUCCCAGCAUUCAGAAGGCAGAGUUUGAGGCCAGCCUAGUCUAUAAGGGCUAGUUCCAGGAUAGGCUCCAAAAAAAAACUACAGAGAAACUCUGUCUCGAAAAAACAAACAAACAAACAAACAAACAAAAUUUAACACACUCAACCAUCUCUCAGAUAUAGAAAGCAACUCCAUAAAAAUGGAGGCAAAAUCUAAGGGGGUAUUUCAUUUAAGACUAGUACAUUGUUCCUUCCAGAAGUUAAAAUGAUACCAAAGCUUUAUUUUUAAUAAAAUCAAAGAUUAGUCAUAAAAGGAAUAAUAGGCAUCCAGGUUAGACUGGGAGGAGAGAAUGGAAGUUAUGGAAGAAACCAGCAGUGAUGGCUGCUUUACUUACCUUCAAAAUUAAGAGGCUCCACUGUAUAGUACUGUCUCCAGUCUUGCCCAUAGCUAAUGACGUCUAAGUACCAAGGAGCAGCAAGGAUUGCCGGGUAGCCGGAGGAGGUGACUUGUUUCAGCUCCUCUAAGUAAUUUUCACUCUUCCACACUUCAACCACUGUGUCGGGCUGAAGCUAAAGGUGCAGAAUGCAAUCACAGUAUUAGGUCUUAGUACUAAGUACAGUCUUUCUAAAAUCUUAGAGCUGGGCGGUGGUGGUACACGCCUUUAAUCUCAGCACUCAGGAGGCAGACGCGGGCGGAUCUCUAUGAGUUCGAGGCCAGCCUGAUCUACAAGAGCUAGUUCCAGGACAGGCUCCAAAGCUACAGAAAAACCCUGUCUCGAAAAACCAAAAAAAAUAAAAAUAAAAAUAAAAAAAUAAAAAAAAUAAAAAUAAAAAUCUUAGAAAAAAAAUUAUCCAUCCUUUUUCCUAAUGGUCAGGGUCAUGUGCUAUUCCCUCACUGUGUUUCCAUUGCUGUUCACAUUUCAUCAACCCUUAAAACUGGACAUUUAACUUCUGUUAUAGCUAACACCUCAGAGACUAAAGAAUUUAGGGUAAGGUGUGCACCUUGAUCCCAUUCCCACCACACCAGUGUUCUACUUAACUUGAAACCAUGAGACUAUCACCAGUCCCUUAGAGAUAACAGUGGUAGCUGGGCUUAUAACAUACACUACAAAUAAAUAAUAAGGGAAAAAUAUUUCUUAAAAGUGUAUAUUGAGGGGCUGGAGAGAUGGCUCAGAGGUUAAGAGCAUUGCCUGCUCUUCCAAAGGUCCUGAGUUCAAUUCCCAGCAACCACACGGUGGCUCACAACCAUCUGUAAUGGGGUCUGGUGCCCUCUUCUGGCCUUCAGGCAUACACACAGACAGAAUAUUGUAUACACAAUAAAUAAUUUUUAAAAAGUGUAUAUUGAUUUUACCUGUUUUAAAACUACUAUGUUUUUUAAAAGCUCAUUUGGUGUCUGUUUUGCUCCUAAAAACAAAAAAGGAACCUAAUUCAAAAACAGCACGAGUUGGGGGAAGAAACGAGAAGGAGCAGUGAGUGGUCCAUAUUACUAAUGGAGUCCCGUGUCUACGUGCUGUGGUGCAUGCACGGGUGCACGAGCAGGCUUGCGUCCUGCUCUAAGCACCGCAUUCCCUCGCGUUCCACUGAACCUGGAGCUAGGCCGUGCUUGCCGUGUUGUUGUUCAGGACAGGCUCUCUCUGCCCUGGCUGGCCUUGAACUCACAGAAAUCCGCCUGCCUCUACCUCCCAAGUGCUGGGAUUAAAGGUGUGCAUCACCACAGCCCAGCCAACUUGGCUUUAUUUUUAAGCUCUGUUCUUGACAAUUUCGUGUAUGUCUAUAAUGCGUACUGAUUAGUCUCUCCCUCGAAUCUCCAGUGCCUUCCCCUGACUGAUGACUUGGUUUGCGUGACCACUGGGUUGGUGCUAUCUGCUGGACCUGGUAGGGUCACCAGUGGAUACACACUGAAAGUAUUGCCUCCUCUCCUUGAAUCUGUCUGUAGCAAAGCGUUCAGCAGUGAAGAAUGGAGCCCUCCAGACCUUCCAUCAUCCUAACUGCUGAACACCCAACUUGAAAGCGGGUGCUCAGGCUGGUAGGGCAGGCAGUCUUUCCCACCGGGAGCCAGCGCUCAGCCCUGGGGGAGUCUGCACCGUUCUUACCUCCACGUUGUCAUCAAAAACUUCCUGCCACACGAUGGAGCCCUUCUGUAAGGAUUUAAUGAUGUCCAAAACCCUAGCGUUGAAAAAUGACUGUUAUUUAGAGUCACAAAGUUAACACUCCUAACUAUGCAUGUUUUCUUCCAGGAACAGCUUGCAGUGUUGAGAAGUACCAUAUCUCAGUAUAACAUAGCUAUGCAGAACCAGCUUAAAGUUGAGGCAGGGUAGAGAGCUAAGACAAGAAGAGUAAAGGACAGGGGAAAUGGAAAGAAUCCUUCAGCCUCAAGACAGCCUGAGAGAUGUCUUUCUGACAAGAGACUGCCUCCAAAGAAACUACACAGAAAGUAUACUCCCUAAGGCACCACGGGCAAGAUUAUUAAGAUUAGUGAUCCAUGCUCGGGAUAAACACAUCUUACCCUCUUAUAUAGAAAAUUUGACUUAAUUUUUAAAUAUUGAUCCAUGUUUGGUUUCUGGGGUGUUUCUCUCUGAACCUCUACUGAACCCUUAUGUUUUGCCCCCUGACCUAACGCUGCUUGGAUGUACCUGCCCUUCCUUCUAAUUAAAAUCAAGUAUUUCGCUAGGACUUGUGAAACGCAGCCAUACAUGAACAGAGACCCCUCAGGGGACACCUCAGGGUAGACAGCUUCAACAUUGAGCUGUAUUUCCUAUGCUUGUGACACAUCUUAUAAGACAGUGGUUCUCAACCUUCCUAAUGCUGUUCCUCAUGUUGUGACCCCCAACCAUAAAACUGUUGUUGCUACUUCAGAACUGUAAUAUCGCUAUUGUUAUGAACAUAAUGUAAAUAUCUGAUAUUUCCAAUGAUUUAAAGGGGUCGAGACCCACAGGUUGGCAGAAAGAAAACUGUCAUGUAGCCUGUCAUGUCACGUCAAUAACACUCAGCUGUUGCCACCACAGAUAUUUAGUUAGGCAGUAACAAACACUUGAAAGGGUAAGAAAGAAAGAAUAUACCACACAAAAAGCUAACUAGGAAGAGCAGAGUGAACUCUGAGCCUUUCUAAUGGAUAGAGCAGAGCCUGGAAAACGACAGCCUACAGCCUUCUUUUCUAUGACUGACAAGCUAAGAAUGGCUUUUGAGUCUGCAAAGCUGUCUGUCUGUCUGCCUAUCUCUAUCUUUCUCCUUUUAAACAUAUGUAACUCCACAUGGUUCGUGAAGCCCAAGGCUCUGGUCCUAUUAUGGAAGAAAAUAGCUGAGCAGCACUGUCCAGGCAAACUUUUGGGAAAUGUUCUGUCUGCAGUGUCCAGCAGCUACCAUUCCCCUUGCUAUAAAACACUGGAAACGCAGCUGAUGCAACUGAGGACUUUUAACUGCCUGUAAUUCUAAGGUGACGGACAGGCGUGUGCCUCUCUGGCUGCUGUGCCCACAGUAGGAAGCAAGAGAGAUGCUCUAGGACUGGACAGAUGGAAUGAGCUGCAGACCUAGAUAGUGACAAGGAUUUGGGCAGCCAGGACUCGGAGCCAAGCUCUCAAGACACAUGACUUUUCCUUCUAUUUCAGGAGUUAUUGCAAAAUGCUCGCCGUUGUAAAGAAAACAGUGUGUAGCACUUCCUUGACACAUGAAUUCACUUUCUAUUUCAGGAGUUAUUGCAAAAUGCUCGCCGUUGUAAAGAAAACGGUGUGUAGCACUUUGUUGACACAUGAAUUCUAUUUCAGGAGUUAUUGCAAAAUGCUCGCCGUUGUAAAGAAAACGGUGUGUAGCACUUCCUUUCCCUUCUGCAGUGGGUUUUCAUGUCUCCACUUUUGUGAGGGGUGGAGACAAUGAGAAAGUAAGCCGAUAAACUUGUGCAACCGCAUUGAGGACUGGGCUUUCCAAUGACUUACUUUUUAAUAUAAAAAGAUUCGAGUCUUGUAAAAUCCUUGCCAAAACCUUUUUUCUUCAUGAAAUUUUCGAUGUUUGGAUUUGAUGCCCUUAAAUAAAAAAGUGACUGAAAUGUUAUAAACAUUU
Molecule: messenger RNA, 8807 nt
Organism: Arvicola amphibius (Eurasian water vole)
Lineage: Eukaryota; Metazoa; Chordata; Mammalia; Rodentia; Cricetidae
Gene: Gfm2
Product: GTP dependent ribosome recycling factor mitochondrial 2
Exons: 21
Coding region: 148-2469 (773 amino acids)
Biological process (GO): ribosome disassembly; mitochondrial translation
Cellular component (GO): mitochondrion
Molecular function (GO): GTP binding; translation elongation factor activity; GTPase activity
Source: RefSeq, a predicted model, not a curated record